AUGCCCAAACUCAUUCAAGUGAUGAUGUUGACAUAAUGAGUGUUUUGUGUAGUCAACACACUUCCUGUGAAAUUGUGUUGUCUAUUGGUUCGUGAAACCGCUGAAAUUCUAACGUUAGUAUCCUACAUUCAAAUAGCAGGUACAUGCAAGUGUUUUUUUCCAGUGUUUUGCUGUGUUGGUUUCCAUUAGGAAUACACAUGAACACAAAUGCACUUUCACACUUGCACUGUAUCCAAGAUGGCCUAAUCCACAAUGAGCACACAAUUUAUCCUAAGCACCUGUCACAACUAGCUAGAUAUAAGCAGUGUGUUUUGUCAUGGGGCUAUACACAAUAUGAAAAUAACAUGAUCAUUUGCACGGACCAUGGAAGGCACAUUGUAGUAGCAGGAGUAGACACUUAGAGUAACAUCAUAGACUAGUACCACCUCACUGUAUUCAAUGACAGUUUAUGCUGGUCUGGCAAUACAUCAUCCAUAUUCUUGCGAAAUAACACUUGACUCGGAUUCUGAUGUUCAUGACAAAGGUUGACGUGAUUGUUAUGGGUAUAAUGCAUAGUGAUAUGGAGGUGAUUUCAAGGAUAUGGUAGAAUAACAUAAUAAAUAAUUAACUACUUCUUUUCUCUCUUUAUUUUGUUUCAUUUUUUUGUUUUUUUUGUUUUGCUUAAUCUCCCUGUCUUCUAGAACCUUCUCUUGUUCCAUUAUUUAGCGUAUAGCUUCUCAAAAAAAAAAAAAGUGGUCUCACCUUAUCUAACCGAUUCUCUCACUUGAAAUGCUUUUUUGUCCACGUUAACUUAGUGCUGGAUGGCUACUGAGUUUAUUAAUUUGGUUUUGUAUGUUUUUUCUGUGUGAUUAUGUGUGCAUAUCAGAUGACUAGACUGGCCCAGCUGUUACACUACACUAGCCUGAGUCAGGCAUUGUUUUCCAAGCCACUAUCCCCGCUGGGGCCACCGCUGCCUUCAAGGGGGGAAUGUGACCAAGGAGAAUAAGCCCGCUGAACCUUCCAAGAUGGACACCUUGUCUCUUUUUAUUUAUCUUUCUUUUCUUUCUUUUUUUGGUUGGUUUCUUUUAGUUUUUACUUUCACAUGUUGUCCCUUGCCUUGUCUGCUCCCUCUAGACUCUAGCUACACUAUUGCAUUAUUCCUAGCAUAUUGUUUUUCCGUUUAUUAUUUUGGGUUUUUCUUUUUUCCUCUCUCUUUCUCUCACCUCUUCUCUUUCUUUCUUUUGCUCAUUCUCUCCUUCCACAGUCUGUGAUUGAGUUCUGUCCAGGUUGCCAUGGCACCCAGGUGGAAUGUGUAUCACACAUGGGCUGCCAUGAAGAUGACUAACACAUUUUACUUUCUUUGUCUCCUGCUCUUGGUCUAUGGUUAGGAUUUCAAAUAUAGGGCUCAUCUAAACCUUAAACUCAAUAGGAAAAAGUAUCAUUAACUUAUAAGUAGUAGAAUAGAAUAGAACCUUUACAUUUUACAUUGGUAACAUAAUGCUUAUACUGAUAGUAUAAGAAUUUGAUUACAUGGAGUUUUUAUUUAUUUUGCCCUUAAGCCUUAAAUUAUUGUAAUUGUUUUUUUUCUUCUCAAAACAAAGCCACUAGAUUAAUUGAAAGACCCACUGCGCCCUUCCCCUCUUCCAUUCAGGAACGGCAGAUUGAACCAGUAAUAAGAAAGUGAAAGAUUUCAAAUCCGUUGUUUUUAGGUUUUAAGUUUUGGAUAACGUUUGGGAAUUUCUCAAGAUUCUUAAAAAAUGUUCUUCUUUUCUGUAUCUGAUGUUCUGUGUGCUAUUAGUGAUGCAGCCAUCAUGAACGGUUGUCUUGUGUUGCACUCCUUUCCAACACUGCGAAACGAUCGCCCUACGGGAAAAGCGCCCAUGCUUGCUAUCGUAUGGUUCAUGACCAAUAUGUUUCCAGUACAGGGAAGAUUCCAGAAGAAGCCAAGGCCUUGUCUCUCUUGGCACCUGCUGCCCCCCCUGCUGUUCCUGCUGUACCCAGCCUGAUGCCAGGCGCCGGCCUGCUGCCCCUUCCCACCUCGGCCCCCAUACAGACUCUGAGCGUCCCUAUUGUGAGCCUGGCGGCAUUGCCAGCUGCCCUGGACCCUGCAGUGUCGGCCCUGGCUGUGACUGGAGCAGGUGGGGUGUCGUCCUCCGCCCAGCCCCCCCUCAUGGGGAACGUGGAUCCCUCCAAGGUGAACGAGAUCAGAAGGACUGUCUACGUUGGCAACCUCAACUCGCAGACCACUACUGCAGAGCAGCUGCUGGAAUUCUUUAAGCAGGUGGGCGACGUAAAGUUUGUGCGCAUGGCCGGGGACGAGACGCAGCCCACGCGCUUCGCCUUUGUGGAGUUUGCCGACCAGGAUUCGGUGUCCAGAGCGCUGACCUUUAACGGAGUCAUGUUCGGAGACAGACCCUUGAAGAUUAAUCAUUCCAACAACGCCAUUGUGAAGCCCCCAGAGCUGACCCCUCAGGCUGCAGCCAAGGAGCUGGAGGACGUAAUGAAGAGGGUCAGAGAGGCCCAGUCCACCAUUGCCGCCAUCAUAGUAGAGCCAGAGGAGGUGAAGAAACGCUCAUCCAGUCACUCCCGACGUUCCAGGAGAUCCAGAACACGGUCACGAUCGCAUUCCCGCUCGAGAACGAGGAGGAAGCGGUCCCAUUCUAGGCACAGAAGCAGGCUCUCUCAGAGGUCGCGGCCCAAGGUCAGCGAGUCCCACGUCUCUCGGGGGAUCCACAAGAGACUUUCGCGCUCCAGAUCACGGGACAGGCGGAAAGAGAGGGAGCAGAGGACGAGAGGAAAGGAGGAUAUAUCUCGGGUUAUAGAGGACAGGAGGCAGAAGGAGAAAAAGGCUAAAACACCUCCAAAAAGCUACAGUGCAUCCCAAAGGUCCAGGAGCACGAGCAGGGGCCACAGAAGGAAGAGCAGGGAUCGUUCUAGGAGUCCCAGAAGGAAAGCCAGGUCUCCCUCACCAAAGAGAGGGAGGAAAGACGAGAAGAGGGAGAAAGCAAGGGAUGGCAGCAGGGAAAAGAGGGAGAGUUCCAACUCCAGGAAGAAGAGCAGCAGAGAUAAAGAGAAGAUUGAGCUCAAGGCCAAACCUAUGAAGGUGGAAAGGGACUACGACAGGAAGGAGAAGGACUACCAGAGUGACAGGGAGGGGUCGGCCACACCAAGCGAGGGUUUGACAUCACCCUGCAUCCAGCACAACGGCAGCUACAACACAAACACAGAGGAUGACGCUGCCUCGCUCGCCGACAGCACUGAGUGAUGGGUGUGAAACCAGGCAGAACCAUGGGAACGAGACAGUCCACUAUGUAUCCAGCUCCUGUGAUCUUUACCUUGGUAUAACAUACACAUACAUCCCUUCCUGUUCCCCAGGCUGGCACAAGUGUGCCAAAAACCAUUAGAUCUUAUCUGAUUAUUUUCCUAGUUCCAGUUUCUUGGUGUGUAUUUAGUGUAAGACCGUAUAAGAGAAUGCUGACCCCCUAUGCCCAUUGCUGUGAAUCUGUUGUCACAUGAUAUUCAUAUUGAAAAUAGACCUUAACGUGCACAGCUUGUUUUUAUAGAUGUGGAGAAUGUGUGCUUUUCCUACAGUAAGAACUGUGUUGAACAUAACAUGCUUGUGGUUGGUUUCCUGUUUCUUGGUUAAUUUGGUGUUUGUGCUAUCGUGCAACACUUCAUCUAUUUUGGUUACUACUAGAUGCAAGGUGUCUGUUUGUGCACAAUAUCUUAGUUUGCACCCAAUGUAAGAAAUGCUGUUAUUUACAAAUUCUUACAAAAUCAAUAUUUCUAUAAAGUAAUAUUAUGUGGAAGAUCUUAUAAUGCAAGAUGUCUAGUGUCUGUUGCUGUUAGAAAGGCCUUUCUCAAGGCUUCAACCAGCUUCAUGGUUCAGCAUGCCAACCCUACAUUAUACAGAGGUUCAACUUGCUUGACACAUAGGAAUGAGUUAACAAUUCCCUGGCAGACAAGUCAAAGUGCCUAGACUGACAUUGUACAAAAAUACACUAAUAAUAAACUUUAUGAAGUUAUUGAGAUGCAAGAUGACGAUGUGUUGGUAUUCUGCUUAAGCAAUCGGGAAAAGUUGUUAGAUAUGAGUGGUGUUGUCUUGGAUACAAACAGCAAGCGUAAUAUUCAUAAAAUCUCAGUUUUACCAAUCAUAAUUAAGUUAUAUUUGUAGUUUUGCGUUCGUUUGGUGGUGAUGGAUUCCAGUGUUUUGUAUGAACCCAGUGGCCAUGGGGAACCCUGCAGUACAAAGUGUUCAAUUUGGCUCCAAUUUAUCAGCAGUAUUUUAUUUUCAACCAGAGUUUUUAUCAAAGCUAUGUAUGUGUUGCAGUGAGUAUGUAUGUAGUACAAGUUGAUUCAGGAGUGAGUGAACAUGGUUUUCUCCUCACCAAAUUGUGUUUACGUAUACAGUAUCUAUGCUUCGGAUUGAAGGACCUAAUUUUUGCAGAGUUAAGAGAUACAUAAGGCAUUGGUCUGAGUUGUUUUAUCAUUUACAUUGUCUUAAUGAAGGGUAAAGAAAUAUAACAAUCCACAACAUUCAUGAGACAUUUGAAAGGAUUGUGUAAAGAAUGUAUUUUUUUAUAUUCAUAUAAUGCAUUCGGAAAGUUUUCAGCCCCCUCAAUUUUUUCCAUAUUUUGUUAUGUUACAGCCUUAUUCUAAAAUGUAAUAAAUACUAUUUUUUUCCUCAGCAAUCUAUCCACAAUACCUCCAUAAUGACUGCAAAAAUAAGUUUUUAGAAAAUGUUGCUAAUUUAUAAUUUAAUGUGAAAUCACUUUUACGUAAGUAUUUAGACCCUUUACGCAGUACUUUGUUGAAGCACCUUUGGCAGUAAUUACAGCCUCGAGUCUUCUUGGGUAUGACGUCCCAAGUGUGGCACACCUGUAUUGGGGCGUUUCUCCCAUUCUUCUCUGCAGAUCCUCUCAAGCUAUGUCAGGUUGGAUGGGGAGCGUUGCUGCACAGCUAUUUUCAGGUCUCUCCAGAGAUGUUCGAUCAGGUUCGGGCUCUGGCUAGACCUCUCAGGGACAUUCAGAGACUUGUCCCUCCUGUGUUGUCUUGGCUGUGUACUUACGGUCAUUGUCCUGUUGGAAGGUGAACCUUUGCACCAGUCUGAGGUCCUAACUUGCUCCACAGCACUUUUCAUCAAGGAUCGCUCUGUUCAGCUUUGCCUUGAUCCUGACUAGUCUCGCUGCCUCUGAAAAACAUCCACACAGUAUGAUGCUGCCACCACCAUGCUUCAUCGUAGGGAUGGUGUCAGUUUUCCUCCAGACGUGAAGCUUGGCAUUCAGGCCAAAGAGUUCAAUCCUGGUUUAAUCAGACUAGAGAAUCUUGAUUCUCAUGGUCUUGAGUCCUUUAGGUGCCUUUUGGCAAACUCCAAGUGGGCCGUCGGACCUUUUACUGAGGAGUAGGUUCCGUCUGGCCACUCUACCAUAAAGGCCUGAUUGGUGGAGUGCUGCAGAGAUGUUCGUCUUUGUGGAAGGUUCUCCUAUCUCGACAGAGGAACUGUGGAGCUCUGUCAGAGUGACCAUCGGGUUCUUGGUCACCUCCUUGACCAAGGCCUUUCUCCCCUGAUUGCUCAGUUUAGCUGGGCGGCCAGGUCCAAACUUCUACCAUUUUAAUAAUGAUGGAGGCCACUGUUCUUGGGGACCUUCAAUGCGGCAAAAAAAUGUUGGUGCCUUUCCCCAGAUCUGUGCCUCGUCAUAGUCCUGUCUCGGAGCUCUACGGACAAUUCCUUCGACCUUAUGGCUUGGUCUUUCCUAUGACAUGCACUGUCAACUGUGGGACUUUUCUAUAUAGACAGGUUUGACUUUCCAAAUCAUGUCCAACUUGUUGAAUUUAUCAUGGGUGGACUCCAAGUUGUAGAAACAUCUGAAGUAUGAUCAAGGCAAACAGGAUGCAUCUGAGCUCAAUUUUGAGUCUCGUAACAAAGGGUCUGAAUACUUAUGUAAAUUUGCAAACAUUUCUAAAAACCUGUUUUCGCUUUUGUCAUUUUGGGGUAUUGGGUGUAGAUUGCUGAGGAAUUGUUUUAUUUAAUCAAUUUUAGAAUAAGGCUGUAACGUAACAAAAUGUGAAGAAAGUCAAGAGGACUGAAUACUUUCUGGAGGCAUUGUGUGUUUUAUAUAUCACUCACACACACACACACACACUGUAGAGAACAUGUGUACAAAAAGGUUUUGGCUCACUUAUGUACAUGUUAAAGAUGUUGGCAACUAAUGUGUGAAAAUUAUGAAAGAGGAUAUCGCAAACAAUGCUUCAAUGUUUUCUCUCUAUUUUGUAUGUUCGUCCUGAAACUGUACCUUUGACAAAGUACCUACUAUAUUUCAGACUAUCCUAACCAAAAGAAAUCCAAUAAAGAGACUUUGCGUCAAAUAAGUCUCAACUAUACUUGU
This is a messenger RNA of Oncorhynchus kisutch (coho salmon), 6365 nucleotides long. It is a transcript of the gene srek1, whose product is annotated as splicing regulatory glutamine/lysine-rich protein 1. Lineage: Eukaryota; Metazoa; Chordata; Actinopteri; Salmoniformes; Salmonidae. Gene Ontology annotation, cellular component: nucleoplasm. The coding region runs from base 1874 to 3244 and encodes 456 amino acids. The transcript has 11 exons. Gene Ontology annotation, molecular function: RNA binding. The record is from RefSeq and is a predicted model, not a curated record.